AUGAUUACAUCGGUAAUAAUCCGGCAAAAGGGGGUUUGUUUAGAGCGGGCUCAAUGGACAAUGGAGAUGGAAUAGCGGUUGGUUGGUUAGGGCAUCCUAUCUUUAGAGACAAAGAGGGGCGUGAACUUUUUGUACGUCGUAUGCCUACUUUUUUUGAAACAUUUCCGGUUGUUUUGGUAGACGGAGACGGAAUUGUUAGAGCGGAUGUUCCUUUUCGAAGGGCAGAAUCAAAGUAUAGUGUCGAACAAGUCGGUGUAAUUGUUGAAUUCUAUGGUGGUGAACUCAAUGGAGUCAGUUAUAGUGAUCCUGCUACUGUGAAAAAAUAUGCUCGACGUGCUCAAUUGGGUGAAAUUUUUGAAUUAGAUCGUGCUACUUUAAAAUCAGAUGGUGUUUUUCGUAGCAGUCCAAGGGGUUGGUUUACUUUUGGACAUGCUUCGUUUGCUCUGCUCUUCUUUUUCGGGCACAUUUGGCAUGGUGCUAGAACCUUGUUCAGAGAUGUUUUUGCUGGUAUUGAUCCAGAUUUGGAUGCGCAAGUAGAAUUUGGAGCAUUCCAAAAACUUGGAGAUCCAACUACAAAAAAACAGGGAGUCUGA
Messenger RNA from Vicia faba (fava bean), 593 nucleotides. NCBI's taxonomy places the organism in Eukaryota, Viridiplantae, Streptophyta, Magnoliopsida, Fabales, Fabaceae. The record is from the annotation of a GenBank genome assembly.